AUGUCUUUAGUGGGCACCAUCUCUCCUUUCCUUGGCAAUCUUUCUUUUCUUAGAGUACUUGCUCUUAGGAAUAACAGUUUUCAUGGCCAAAUUCCACCUCAGCUGGGAAGGCUCUUUCGCCUUAGAAUACUUAGAUUAUCUAUAAAUGAAUUAGAAGGCUUCAUUCCCUCCACUUUGGCUGAUUGCCGUUCUUUACAACGCCUCAUUCUAUCUUAUAACAAUCUGAGUGGCAACAUUCCCUCUGAGCUAGGCCUUCUUUCACAUUUAAAAACAUUUAAUUUAGCAAUCAACCAACUGAUAGGUACAAUCCCUAUUGAGUUGAGUAUGCUUACUCAACUGAAUCAACUUUAUCUUAGUGAAAACUACUUAUCAGGAUCGCUUCCUAGUGAAUUUGGUAUGCUUACUAAACUCAAAGAGCUUUGGCUUGGUCUGAACAACUUGGUAGGAGUGAUUCCCGCUUCCCUUUCGAAUUGCACUCAUCUCCAAAUUUUGAAGUUAUAUGAUAAUCAAUUAAUUGGUCACAUUCCCUGGGAAUUUGGCAAACUAUCAGAAUUACAAAUAUUGCUUGUAUGGAAAAACCAACUCAGUAGAGAAAUCCCAGCCUCCCUCUCCAAUUGCACUCAACUUCAAAAACUUGAUUUAGAUGGUAACCAAAUAAGUGGCACUGUGCCAUUGGAGUUUGGAAAAUUUCUCCAACUUCAAUGGUUUUCGGUAGGGAAAAAUAAUCUCACUGGAAAAAAUGACGAGCUGUCUUUUCUAACGGCCUUGACUAAUUGCUCCUCCUUACAACUUCUAGACUUGUCUGAUAAUUAUCUCAUCGGGAUUUUGCCUACUUCUGUUAGCCAACUAUCAAGCCAAUUGUAUUCCAUGAAUUUGAAUCAAAAUGAAAUUGAGGGAAACAUACCAAGUGGUAUGGGGAAUCUUACAAAUUUGGCAACCUUAGACUUACAUGACAAUCAUUUCAAUGGGACCAUUCCAUCCACUCUCGGUCAACUUUUGAAUCUUGAAAGAUUGUAUUUGGACAAAAAUAAUUUAUGUGGAGGAAUACGAACAAGUUUAGGUGAUGCGAAAAGGCUUGGAUUGCUAUCAUUGAGUGAAAACAUGAUUUCAAGUCAAAUUCCAGAUGCUCUUGGAAAUCUUCCACAACUAAGGUAUCUUAUUUUUCAUCACAAUCAACUUUCAGGGAAAGUGCCUGCCAGUUUAGGGAGAUGUGUCAAUUUGGAAAAGAUGGACUUAUCUUACAACAAACUAGAAGGAAACAUACCUCUUGAAUGGGCAAAUCUUGUGAAUCUCCAAUUUUACUUCAAUGUCUCUAGCAAUUUGUUACAAGGUUCUAUUUUAAUAAUGAAUAAAAUGGCAAUGGUUCACGCUAUAGAUGUGUCUCUCAACAAAUUCUCAGGUGAAAUUCCAGCUGCAUUGUCAAGUUGCACAAACUUGCAAUAUUUGAAUCUUUCAUGGAAUUCAUUUUACAACUCAAUACCAGCAUUAGUCACAAAUCUAAAAAAUCUUGAAGUCAUUGAUCUCUCAGAAAAUAAUUUGUCAGGUACAAUCCCAAUGGCUAUCCAGAAAAUGAAAAUGCUUCAACAUAUUAAUCUCUCUUCAAACAAAUUAAUAGGAGAGGUUCCAAAGGAAGGAGUUUUUGCAACAAUUGAUCAGUCAGCAAUUUCAGGAAAUGUUGGACUUUGUGGCAAAUGGAUUAAUUUGCCACCGUGCUUGGAUUAUAAGCACAAACAACUCUCAACCUCCAUAAAGGUGAUAGUACCAAUUAUGAUUGGCAUUGCAAUCUUUAUUAUGUCUUCCAUACUCCUAAUUUUCUAUAGAAGGAGACAUAUUAAUCAAAAUACCAUUCAAUUCGACAUUGGGCCUAAAAAAAUUGCCUAUGAAGAACUUGUAGAUGCAACUGGUGGGUUUAGCCAAACUAAUCAGCUAGGAGUUGGUAGUUUUGGAUCUGUUUAUAGAGGGAUUCUCACCAAUGGUACACAUGUUGUUGUUAAAGUUUUCAAUUUGCAGGAUGAAAAUGCCGUCCAAAGUUUUCAAAGAGAAUGCAAUGUGUUAAAAAGAGUUAGGCAUCGCAAUGUGAUCAAAAUCAUUUCGGCUUAUUCUAGCUCUGAUUUUAAAGCAUUGGUUCUUCCAUUCAUGUCAAAUGGAAGUUUGGAGAGAUGGUUAUAUCCCGAAAGAGAAGAUGAAUGUAAAUUAAGUUUGGCUGACCAAUUAAAAAUAGCAAAAGAGAUAGCACAAGGAAUGGAAUAUCUACAUCAUUAUUGCUUUGUGGAAGUCAUUCAUUGUGAUCUAAAACCUAAUAAUGUGUUGUUAGGUGAUGAUAUGACUUCAUAUAUAGCAGACUUUGGCAUUACAAGACUCUUUUUUGAGAAUUCGAUGGAUUCAGUGUACUAA
Messenger RNA from Cryptomeria japonica (Japanese cedar), 2394 nucleotides. RefSeq names its product putative leucine-rich repeat receptor-like serine/threonine-protein kinase At2g24130. Gene Ontology annotation, molecular function: ATP binding; protein kinase activity; protein binding. Bases 1 to 2394 code for a protein of 797 amino acids. The record is from RefSeq and is a predicted model, not a curated record. NCBI's taxonomy places the organism in Eukaryota, Viridiplantae, Streptophyta, Pinopsida, Cupressales, Cupressaceae. The transcript has a single exon. Gene Ontology annotation, biological process: hormone-mediated signaling pathway; protein phosphorylation. Gene Ontology annotation, cellular component: plasma membrane.